UGUAAUAUGACACAAUUCCAUACCAGAAAUUUUAAAGUGCAUUGGAUGGAUAUUCAAACCUAAGGAUAUUUCCUGGUAUACAGCAGGUCCAUUGUGCCUGUAAGUUUUUCCUUGGAGUUCCCCUACCUUGGAAAAUAGCUUUUUGGCCACAUUAUCGUAUUAUCAGUAAUUGUACAUUACAUUAUGGCUGGUGAUAAAAUCUUUUGUACUCAGAUACAUUUCUUGGAAAUACAGGACUUGGAUUGAAUACAUUUAGAGAACAAAAAUGGAAAGAGCUUGUGAAUGGAAAUUCAUCUGAAGUGGACUGUUCUAGAUCUUGCCUAGGAAAUGAUUUUGGCCCUGAUUCACAUAGUCAUUUGAUCUGCCUUUGCUGACCUUGACCUUGAAUAUUAGAUGUGUUCAGUACUACUGGUAUGCUUCAGCAUUUACUUAUUGAAGCUACAUCAUGUACACUGUGUUUCGUAAUUUCAGAAAGCUUCAAGGGUAAAGAGCAAGUGAUGGUUAAAUCAGAAAUGGAUUCUCUUGACUACAUGUCAUCUGAUAGAGCUGUGGAAAUUGAAAACCAAAGUGACAGCUCUUCAUCUGGUAGCAGCUUAUUUAAAACACAAUGUAUUCCUUCCUCUCCUAAACGGAGACAAAGAAAUUCCCUUAGAAAAUUUGAUCAUUCACCUGAAAGUCUUCAUACAGAUUCAUCAAGUGACUCAUCUUUAGAACCAAGACUAUUGACUUUAAAAGCUAUUUUUGAAAGAUUCAAGAACAAGAAACGUAAAAAGAGGAAAUACAACAGACAAAAUAGAGGAAAAUUAAGACCAAGAGGAAGACCAAAAGGAAGUAGAAGCACUAGAAGGUCAUCACAAAUAGAUUUGAAACAAAUUAAAGACAAAGGAACCGGAUUCCCAUUUUUACAGUGUGAAAAUGGAAGAAAACCAUUACCAUGGAGGAAAAUUUUAACCUUUGAGCAAGCUGUUGCAAGAGGAUUUUUUAACCACAUCGAGAAACUGAAGUAUGAAUACCACCUCAAGGAAUCCCUGAAACAAAUGAAUGUCGGUGAAGAUUUAGAAAAAGAAGAUCUUGAUAGCCGUAGACAUAAAUAUUUGGAUGAUGAUGGAUCCAUUUCUCCUAUUGAAGAGUCAGCGUAAGUUGAAUCACAGCAGAAGAUGAGAUGGCACAUCCUGAAUAUGAUGAAUGUGAUAUCAAAUUGGUAGUAAGUGACUUACUCUCAUUCAAGGAAGGUAGGAGUUGUUGGUACAGGAGGAAUUAACAUUCAGUAGUUUUAAGUUUUAGUCCACUUAAAAUUUGAAACACUGAAUAAAUUUAAUGCAGGAAAUGUAAGAAUACACAUGCUGUUUUUUCAAUAGUUGCUAAUAUGGGCUUUUUCCUGGGGAGCAAUCCAAAGGCCUUAAGCAUACUAAGCAAGCACUUCACCCUGAGCUAUCCCAGCCCCCAAUUUUAUUUAUUUAUUUAUGGUAUGGGGAGGUUUCAACUCAGGGCCUUCAUGCUUGCAAAGAAGGUACUCUACUGCUCGAGCUACAAAUCCAGACCAUUUUGCUCUGGUCAUUUUGGAGAUGGGGUCUCACCUGCAUGGGCAGAACUCUGAGUCCUCUGGAUCAGUGUCUCACGUAGCUAGGAUUAUAGGCAUGAGCCAUGGGUGGUUGGCAUCCCUAAAUACUUGUAAUGAAUAUUGCAAUGUGUAGUGUUUUUAAACCAUGAAAUGAAAAAAUAUGUAGAUGUUAACUUGGGAGUUUUUAAACCUAGGUAUAAUUUACAGUUCCCAGUAAUUAGUAUAGUUAUUUAGCUUAUUUAUUUUUAUAUUGUUGUAUUGGGGACAUUGUGACAUUUACAGAAGUUCGUAGAAUAUAUCAUAGUUGAAUUCACACCUCCUAGCUUAGUUAUUAAUGGUGUUUUUGUGUGUGUGUGUGU
This is a messenger RNA of Castor canadensis (American beaver), 1920 nucleotides long. The record is from RefSeq and is a predicted model, not a curated record. NCBI's taxonomy places the organism in Eukaryota, Metazoa, Chordata, Mammalia, Rodentia, Castoridae.